This is a messenger RNA of Rhodotorula graminis WP1, 1056 nucleotides long. RefSeq lists its product as uncharacterized. Gene Ontology annotation, molecular function: RNA binding. Gene Ontology annotation, cellular component: U2-type spliceosomal complex; RES complex. The transcript is spliced from 4 exons. The coding region runs from base 1 to 1020 and encodes 339 amino acids. Lineage: Eukaryota; Fungi; Basidiomycota; Microbotryomycetes; Sporidiobolales; Sporidiobolaceae. Gene Ontology annotation, biological process: mRNA splicing, via spliceosome. The record is from RefSeq and is a predicted model, not a curated record.
AUGAGCGACCUCCAGGCCUACCUCGCGGCCAAGUACAUGUCCGGGGCCAAGGCCGACGCCAUCCUCGAGCGCUCGGAUGAGGUCAAGCGGCGCAAGAAGAAGCGCCGCGUCGAGGGCGGCAGCUCGAGUGCGGCGGCCGCGACGGGCGGCGGAGCGGGCUUGCUCGUCGCCGACGAGGACGGUGCGUGGGGCGUCAAGGACGACGAGGACGAGGACUACAAGCCUGUCGUCGAGGAGCGCCGCGGCCACUUCAAGGCCAAGGCCAAGGCCGACUCGUGGGCUACGAUCCGCGACGCCGACCCGUCACUGCGACCUCGCACGCCGACACCCGAGCCCGAGGACGAGGCGCCCGCCGUCGCGUCCGUCACGGUCGAGACGGCCCCGCGCGGCGGCCUCCAGUCGGCGGCCGACCUGCGCGCCGAGCAGGAGCGCAAGAAGGCCGAGCAGGAGCGCAAGCGGGCCCAAGCGCAACGCGACGAGGAGCGGCGCAGGCGCGAGGCGCGCGAGCGCGGCGAGGACGUCGACGACGAGGACCCGCACGCGACCGUGUACCGCGAUGCGACGGGCCGCAAGAUCGACGUCAAGGUCGCCAAGGCCGAGGAGGCCAAGCGCAAGCGCGACGAGAUGGAGAAGGAGAUGGCCAAGAUGGAGUGGGGCAAGGGGCUCGUGCAGAAGGACGAGAAGGAGCGGCGCGCGAGGGAGGCGGAGAAGCUCAAGACGAGGAGCUUUGCUCGAUACGCCAACGACGACGACAUGAACGACGAGAUGAAGGAGGUCGACCGGUGGAACGAUCCCGCCGCCGCCUUCCUCACGAAGAAGAAGGACAAGAAGGCGACCAAGUCCAAGUACCCGGCGUACUCGGGCCCUCCUCCACCGCCAAAUCGCUACGGCAUCCGCCCCGGCUAUCGGUGGGACGGCGUCGACCGCGGCAACGGGUUCGAGAAGCGGCUCAUGGACAAGCAGAACUCGCGCGCCGUGUGGAGCGCGGCUGCGCACGCGUACAGCACCGAGGACAUGUGAAACUCGGACUUGCUCUCUCUUUGUCCGUCUCCUUUC